CCUGCUGAUGGAAAAACAUCAAACAAAUGUGAAAUACUGAUGCUUGAAAGAACUCUACUUUAUACAAAACGUAACCUGUGAACUAUAUAUUAAGUACGUGGCUCGGGUACUGAAAGGAAAGCGAGCCCAUCCAAGUGAAUUGAUGGUUGGCAUGGUCUUACUUUUAACACAGUACUUCAUCAUUAAACUUUGAAAAUUGGAUUCAGAUGAAGAGUGUGUCUCUGGAUUGUUCUGUGCAGGACAGCAUGGCAGCCCUUCAGGAGAAAAGAUCUUCUGAAGAAAGAAGGCGCAAAAGUGUCCAAAAUGGUACUCAGACAUCUCAAGGACAGUGGGGAAGAGCAUGGGAAGUAGACUGGUUUUCUUUAGCAAGCAUCCUUUUCCUGCUCGUGUUUGCACCACUCAUUGUAUAUUACUUCAUAAUGUCCUGUGACCAGUACCAGUGCUCCCUGAUCAAUCCACUCGUUGACUUGCUCAUGGGGAAUACGCAUCUGUCUGACAUCUGGAACAAAACUCCUACGCUGACAUACAAGGCUGCUGGCAUCUAUAUCCUUUGGGUCACUUUCCAGGUGAUUUUGUAUGUGUUCAUUCCUGAUUUCUGCCAUAAGUUCCUUCCUGGAUAUGUAGGAGGUAUACAGGAAGGUGCUGUCACUCCUGCUGGUGUAGUAAAUAAGUAUGAAAUCAAUGGACUUCAGGCUUGGAUCAUUACCCAUGUGCUUUGGUUUGCAAAUGCCUUUUACUUCCACUGCUUCUCACCUACCAUAAUUUUUGACAACUGGAUUCCUCUUCUGUGGUGUGCCAACAUCCUGGGAUAUGGGGUUUCCACGUUUGCAAUGAUUAAAGGCUACUUUUUCCCUACUAAUGCCAAAGACUGCAAAUUCACUGGCAACUUUUUUUAUGACUACAUGAUGGGGAUUGAGUUUAACCCUCGAAUAGGAAAGUGGUUUGAUUUCAAGCUCUUCUUCAAUGGGCGCCCUGGUAUUGUAGCCUGGACUCUAAUUAACCUUUCCUAUGCUGCUAAACAACAGGAACUGUAUGGUCAAGUAACCAACUCCAUGAUCCUUGUCAAUGCCCUUCAGGGUAUUUAUGUUUUGGACUUCUUCUGGAAUGAAGCCUGGUAUUUGAAAACCAUCGAUAUCUGCCAUGAUCAUUUUGGAUGGUACUUGGGCUGGGGAGACUGUGUUUGGUUGCCAUACCUCUAUACUCUGCAGGGUUUAUAUUUGGUUUAUCACCCUGUCCAACUCGGCACGGCUAACGCUGUAGGGAUCUUGAUACUGGGAUUGGUUGGCUAUUAUAUCUUCAGGGUGACCAACCACCAGAAAGAUCUCUUCCGUCGUACAAAUGGCAACUGCAAGAUAUGGGGAAAGAAGCCGGAAUACAUUGAGUGUUCCUACAUGUCUGUGGAUGGUACAAGGUACUACAGCAAACUGAUGACCUCAGGCUUCUGGGGAUGGGCACGCCAUUUCAAUUACACAGGAGAUUUAAUGGGUUCCCUAGCCUACUGCCUGACUUGUGGGUUUGCACAUAUCUUGCCUUAUUUCUACAUUGUUUAUAUGGCUAUUCUGCUGAUCCACCGUUGCGUUAGGGAUGAACACCGUUGUUUCAGCAAAUACGGGAAGGACUGGAAGCGCUAUACUACUAAAGUGCCUUACCGGCUGAUACCAGGAGUAUUUUAAGACUAACACAGAAUCCUGGGGAAAUAAAAAAAGAAACCUUUUUUGGAUACAAAAAGAGCUUAUGCACACAGUUAAACCAACAAAAAUCAGUUUCUGUAGGCAACUCUUAAUGCUCUGGAGGAGAAAAGAUGGCUGGACAGCAAUUCUUCACGUAUUUAAGGAAUGUGCUUCCAUUAGCCAGUGGCUGUAUGUAAAGUAGAUGAAAUGAGGCACUGAAAUAGCCUCUUUUUUUUUUUUUUAACCUAGGACUUUUUUUUUUCUUUCAGUAUUAACUUGGAAUUGAAGAAAAGUUGCAUGUAUUCAUAUUCCUGAAAUCUCUCCUAUGCUUGGAAGAGGCUUUACCAUUCAGAGUAGGAGGGUUCUGGAAACAGUUUCCAGUGAGAUAGGAGUGGAGGAAAACAGGUGCUUGAUCUGUUCAUGAAAGCAGUUAUGCAAUGUGACCGCCUGUGGCAGUCAUGAUCUACAGUCAAUAACUACGGUCUAACUCCCAAAAGAAGGUUGUGGUGUUUGUUGCUUUUCAAGAGGCUAACUGGGGAAAUACUGAACCUGAUUCUAAACUGUUGUAAUGGGAAAACUGGUAUAAACUGAUAGAAAUACUUUUGAAAGCUGACAUAAAUUGCUAUAGCUGAACAGUUACAUUUGUUUACAGCACCUGAGAAUUCGGUCUACGACCAAGUGGGUAUUAUUUGAUACUGAAACCAACUUGCUUUGCAAAGGUACUGAGCAUACAUUGAAUUCUUUUAUGUGAACAGAAAGCUUGGUCCCCUAUCAUUUCUGCCUAAAAUCGUAUUUGUAAAACUCUGAGAAAUAAAUGCCUGGUUUCAUGACAAAAGAAAAACAAUCUUAUCUUUUUCUCUUUUUCUAUCACAUAGUUAUCUUUUAAAGUUUCAAGGUUCAAAGCUCUUCAAAGAAUGCAACUCCAAAGAGCUAAUUCAACAAUAGAUAAAGGAGAAAGAGGGAUCAGAAUAUUAACCAUGUAUCUUGUAACAGGUUUGGUAGUUACGUUCAAGCUAAAAGACACAGAUUUUUUCACGUAUAAAUACAUAGUUAGCUUUUACAGUAAGCAGAUAAUUGUGUCAACUGGUUUCUUAGGAGAGUUGCAGGAUACACUGAUUUUCAUGGCAGUUUUAAAUGAGGUGUGUCGGUGGUACAUGUUUUAGUCUUGUUGUAGUACUUUCUGAAAGGAUAGAUUUGCCAGGAGAAAAAGUAUCUCUCAAAACGCAGAAGAUAAAGGCAUCCUGUGGUUUGGCUUUGUUUCAGAGCUGGAUGUACAAGUGUGUAUGGUUCUUCUAAACCAAACUGUAGUGUCAAUACCACCUGUAGACCUCAGAUAACUAUUUUAUUGCCAUUUUGCAGAUAACUUCAAUACAAGACAAUGCUGUUACUAACAGCAUUUUCAUGGAGCUGGGAGAAGCUGUUUCAGACAACUCUUCCAGUUCCUUAACAGGACACAGAUGUGUGUUAGAAACACCCUGCUGCUCACCAUGCUGCUGUGUUGGCAGAACAGGCAACCCAGUCUUGUCAUCCUGAACGGUCACAAGGCACAAAAAGGAUGUGUGGAAGUGAUCAGAGGAAGAGAAUGCAGAGGCAUAAAAGCCUUGGAUCUGUGAGCUUUUCUAGAUAAGUGGUAGCAAUGUUUCAAUAAAACAAUUAAUUAGCAUCAAUUUCCAGUCUCAAAUCCCAAAGUAUUCCCAUGGAGUAAAAAGUUAAUUAGAUGUGUCUGGUAAAGAGCUGGUUACAAACUUCGUAAUGUCUUUAUAUUGCCAGAUACUGUUUAAAAUCCACCUGUUUAAGCACAUUGAAUUGAUAAUGCAACUGGCAGUGCAAAAUCUGAUGGAUAUGUUCAGCGUUACAGUUAUACUGGAGCUUACACAGGUACAAUUCAGCUCUUCUGUCUGUGUGACGCUUAAGCAUUAUCUUACCAUAAGGUAGGUGUCCUAGAGCCUGCAUGUUGCGUUAGGGAUUUCUAGCAUUUUGGAUAAGAAAUACAGUGAAAUAACAGCUCUUGCAAAUCCUUAACAUCAAAGGUUACUGUACCUCAUCUUCCUACAUCUUCUAAUUUCACCUGCGCUUCCACUUUGGAGAGGGCGACAUCAUUUUCUUGCCCAUCAGAAGCAAAAAGCGGAAUCUCUUCUAUGUAGCACCAUGUACAAAAUGCAGCAACUGCAGUCAGCGAGCUGGAAACCUCAGCAAUUGGUACCAAGUGGGCUGUUGCAAUUUAAUGAUGCUUUUGGAGAGGUUUGUGCCUGUAAAUUUGUUUGAUGCAGUAGCCUAUUUGAAGUGGUGCCUUAGGAGGAAUUACUGCCACAGUGAUGACACCCUGGCAAUAGAUGUUUUGCUGUGAUAUGACAUUCAGACUCCUAUUAAUGAAAAGAAGAACUGUUAAUACAAAUACGGAAAGAAAAAGAAUCAAUGCCAGCUGCCUUUACUGAAAAUGUAUAGGUCACCAAAAAGUGGUGCUGUAAAACAGUUGAUUUGAGAGUACUGGGUUUGGAGCAGGGGAAAACAGAGCUGUGAGCUUCCAGGACUUCUGGUCCCUAACAGGAGUGCAUUGCUUUAGGCUGACCCUGAUUUUGCUGGAGUAAUUGGAUAGUUUAUCUCCACAGCUUUCCAAAGGCCACACGUUUGCAUCAUUUUCUUAUGCAGCCUUGGAAAUUGCACCAACAGCUUGCUGUUAAUGCCAAGGCUGUUUAAAUACUGCAAGAUGAUCUGGACUCUUAAGUCAUGGUAGCCUUGCAUGCCACAGUAUGUCGUGCUCUUUUCACUGAUAAAUUCUGGAUCAUUGGUGGAAGAAAUUGCCCAAUUAAGGCAAAUGAAAAUAUCAGCAUUUUAAAAAUAAAAUGGAGAUAUUUGAAGAGAAAGGGUGGUAUUGUGAGCACCAAGUGCAUUAUGUAUUCAAAGGCUUCUUUUAGGCAAUUUAUGUUACAUCUAAUGUUAGCCAAAGGAUUUUCUGUACCAUCUGACACUAGAGCAUCGAAGCACUUUCAUCUGUUUCUUUGCUGCAGCCUUUGCUGCUACUGCUGAGAAUACUUUACCCUGCGGAUAGCCAGGCUGCCACGAGGGAGAACUCUUUGUCGGCCAGAUUGUUAAGCCCAUGGCAGCAAGCAAUUAGUUGCAAGACUGUUCAAGCGAGAGUCCGUCUCUAAGCCACAUUCACACCCUGUUUGUUGUGAGGAUGACAGCUCCUGGUUCUCUAGGCUUUCCUGCUGUCCAUGCAGAUCUUCAUUUAUAUUCCACCUUCGUGGCAUACAGGCCGAGUAAGUAUGUACUAUGUGUAUACAGGCUUCUCCAUCUUGCUGGGGCAGGAAGUGGUAAUUCCGUUCAGGUUUGUGUUUCUCAUAAAUAAACAAUUUUUUGGAGAAGCAUGAAAAUACAUAAGCAAUGCUGUAAGCCGUGCCCUACUAAUUUCAUCCUGUAAAACUGAAUCAUUUAAAAGACUGUUGACUUACUCAUCUUCAGAUGCCUGUGUGAUGUUUUGUGUUGUAUGCACGGCAGUGCUGUUUAAACUUGUUUCCCCAGAACACCAAAAAAUGUGUCAAGGCUUACUUUGCCUUGAAGAGUUUAUGGGUGAGUGUAUGUAUGAGAUUAACUCUUGCCCUGAUAUUUCAUAAUUAUUAAUGUUAAGCUAUCAAUAUUGCCUUUCAAGUUUUGAGAGCAUAUGUCUGUGAUAUGGUGGAAAUUUCAAAUACAAGGUUGCUAUUAUUUGUAAAAUGGUAUUACUUUAUACGCAGGUUAAAACUAAUGGGAAAAUGUAGCAAAAGCUUCUGAUACUUACUUGGAGCCGAUAAAAGGUACAAUAUUUUAGUACAUUUACUUCGAUAGGACUAUUGUAUGAAAAAAAGUAACAAAUGCCCCUUUGUGAGCAGGGCACAACAGGGUAAGUAAAUUCCAGAUUGCCCUUGACAUGUCUAAGGAAGAAAAUGCCUUUCUUCUAGUGCAUAACUAUUAUAGAUUGUCAGCAUCCAAUCUACAGAUGGAGCGGAGUGGGGAGAGGGGAACUUCCAAUAAUCUGGAGGUGGAGGGUGUCUUCCCACAUUAAAAAUUCUAACACUAAAGAACACUGCAGUAGGAUAGCGCUUCUGAGAUUGAUGCUCAUAGAACGUCCUUAUCUUUCAGCAUAAGGAAGGUUAUUCAUUUAUAACCAUUGAUGCAAAGCUGCAAUUCAAUUUAUUCCAAUCCAGGCUGUGAGAAUGCUGACACAAUUCAAUGGUGGACUGUCAGGUACGUAAUGCGUGUAGCUUUUCAACAGGUUCAUAAGUAUGUAGACUUCUUUUAUAAAACAUGUACCUCUGAGCAACUUGGGACUAGUCCAAAGUGCUAUGCUUAGAAUAUAAUGGGAUUUGAUAGUUCAGUUCCAGCUUUAUUCAGAGAAUAUAAAUGACAGCAGAAGUGUACACUUUUACCUCACGGGGGCAGCCACAAAAUAUUUUCUGCUCUGAAUUAUUAAUGUAAGUUCUGAUCAUGUGCCACUGCCCAUAACCCAGAGCUGCACAGGAUAAUUCUAAAUAAUGCACUGUUGUCAUUGGAGGUUAAAAGUGAUCUGCAGUUGAAAAUAAAAUUUCAAUUAUUUUGAAAAUAAUUGACUACUUUGCUUCAGUUAAUACAGAAAAAGCCUGAACGUGUUUGUCAAAUCAAAAGGAAAAUGAAGCUUGUGAUUAUUUCUUUUCCAUGUUACACACUAUGGUAACUGGACAAGUAAUGAAGUGAUUAUUUUUAAUUAGGCUAU
Messenger RNA from Struthio camelus australis, 6399 nucleotides. It is a transcript of the gene DHCR7, whose product is annotated as 7-dehydrocholesterol reductase. Lineage: Eukaryota; Metazoa; Chordata; Aves; Struthioniformes; Struthionidae. Gene Ontology annotation, biological process: cholesterol biosynthetic process; brassinosteroid biosynthetic process. The record is from RefSeq and is a predicted model, not a curated record. Gene Ontology annotation, cellular component: endoplasmic reticulum membrane. Gene Ontology annotation, molecular function: 7-dehydrocholesterol reductase activity.